AUGGCCUCUGACGAUGCUGCCGCCGCCCGCGCAGAGGUCAUGAAGCAGCUCGAUGCGCCCGGCAAGCCUGACGUCGUCCUCGUCAGUCACUCGUACGGCGGCAUCGUCAUCUCCAAUGCCGUCAAGGGCCUGUCGGUGGCUGACCGCAAGGCUGCCGGCAGGAACAACGGCUUCAACGUCGUCUACAUCCACGCCGAGCUGGACAAGGCCAUCGUGCUCCCCGUGCAGCAAGUCAUGGCCAGCGCUUUCCCCGCCGGCUCGUACGUCGCCACCCUCAACACCAGCCAUUCGCCUUUCCUGUCGCAGCCCAAGAACACGGCCGACAAGAUCCACGAGGCUGUUGUGCACUUUGUCAAGAAGAAGACUGCGUAG
Molecule: messenger RNA, 372 nt
Organism: Pyricularia pennisetigena
Lineage: Eukaryota; Fungi; Ascomycota; Sordariomycetes; Magnaporthales; Pyriculariaceae
Exons: 1
Coding region: 1-372 (123 amino acids)
Source: RefSeq, a predicted model, not a curated record